CUAAGAGAGGUUCCAACCUUUUGCUUGUGUUCUUUGACAGUGGAAUGAUGAUAUACGUGCUCGUUGCUGAGUUUGAGUUUGAUCACAUCCAACAAAUGAAUUGGCAACAAGCAGUGCUCUGCUGAGGAUCUAUGUACGUGACAAGGAAGUAAUCUUUGCUGUAGUGACUGGCUUUAAUGCUGGAACGCUGCUAGACUAGCUGGACAUCUUGUUCAAGUUUUUACAAUGCCAUGGAUUUGUUAUGCGGAAUUGGCCAUGAACUUAACAGUGACUUUGAUGAGGGACCAUACGCCAAAUCUACAAACCCAGCAAAAGCUUCUGAAGGCACUUUGGCAGUUAGAAGACAAAGUAUCCCUGAGGAACUCAAAGGUCAAACUGUAGUUGAGUUGAUGAAAAAAGAAGGUAGCACCCUGGGGCUCACAGUCUCAGGUGGAAUAGACAAGGAAGGGAAACCAAGAGUAUCCAAUCUUCGACCAGGAGGAAUUGCUGCAAGAAGUGAUCAGUUAAAUAUUGGAGACUACAUCAAAUCAGUCAAUGGAAUCAAUCUAACGAAAUUCAGACAUGACGAAAUCAUCAGUCUCCUGAAGAAUGUGGGUGAGAGAGUGGUCCUUGAGGUGGAAUAUGAACUCCCUCCUGUUUCUGUUCAAGGCUCAGGUAUUAUUCUCAAAACAGUGGAAGUGACUUUGCACAAAGAAGGCAAUACCUUUGGCUUUGUGAUUAGAGGAGGAACUCAUGAAGACAGAAAUAGAUCUCGCCCGAUUGUAAUAACCUAUGUAAGAGCGGGGGGACCAGCUGACAGAGAAGGCACAAUAAAGGUUGGCGACAGGCUGUUGAGUGUUGAUGGAAUUCGGUUACAUGGAACAACGCAUACAGAAGCUAUGAGCAUUCUCAAACAGUGUGGGCAGGAGGCAACAUUAAUAAUCGAAUAUGAUGUGUCUGUCAUGGAUUCAGUAGCGAAUGCUUCUGGCCCACUGAUGGUGGAGGUGGCCAAGACCCCUGGUUCAAGCUUGGGCAUUGCUUUAACUACCUCACUGUAUUGUAACAAGCAAGUCAUAGUCAUAGACAAAAUAAAGGCUGCCAGUAUUGCAGAUAGAUGUGGAGCUUUGCAUGUUGGAGAUCACAUACUUUCAAUUGAUGGCACCAGCAUGGAGUAUUGCACAUUAGCCGAGGCAACUCAACUUUUAGCCAGUACCUCUGAACACGUCAAACUAGAGCUGCUUCCUUACCACCAAACACGGCUUGCUUUGAAGGGACCAGAACAUGUCAGGGUUCAAAGGAGCAGCAGACAACUUGCCUGGGAUACUUGUGGAAGCAACAGCAGCAACUUCCUCACCAACCAACCCUAUAACACCUACCACCCUGACCAUUGUAGGAUGACGGCCUUGAAAUGCCAGAAACCUUCUCCUCAAAACAAUCUUCCUGCUUUGGUGUCAACGUCAUUCUCUCCUACGUCCAUGAGUGCAUAUAGCCUGAGUUCCCUGAAUAUGGGGACCCUACCUCGCAAUCUGUAUCCAACAAGCCCUCGAGGAACAUUGAUGAGAAGAAAAAUGAAAAAGAAAGACUACAAGAGCUCUUUGUCUUUAGCCUCCAGUACGGUUGGUCCCGCAGGCCAGAUUGUCCACACCGAGACAGCAGAAGUCGUGCUAACCAGUGACCCAAUCGUAGGGUUUGGAAUUCAGCUCCAGGGUGGAGUCUUUGCCACAGAGACCUUGUCUUCUCCACCACUGAUUGCAUACAUUGAACCUGACAGCCCAGCAGAAAGGUGUGGAAUGCUGCAGGUUGGAGACAGAAUUCUGACGAUCAAUGGAAUCCUUACUGAAGAAAGCACCCUGGAGGAAACUAACCAGCUCCUUCGCGAUUGUGCCACCACCAGCAAAGUCACCCUCGAAGUAGAGUUCGAUGUUGCAGAAUCAGUUGUACCAAGCAGUGGCACAUUUCAUGUGAAGCUACCAAAGAGGAGCGGUGUGGAGCUCGGCAUCACCAUCAGCUCACCUGCAAGCAGAAAACCAGGAGACCCACUCAUUAUUUCUGACAUUAAAAAAGGAAGUGUUGCACACAGAACUGGAACAUUGGAACUGGGGGACAAGCUGCUUGCCAUAGACAGCAUCCGUUUGGAUAACUGCUCCAUGGAAGAUGCAGUUCAGAUCCUUCACCAGUGCGAGGAACUUGUGAAACUAAAGAUACGCAAAGAUGAAGACAACUCAGAUGAACAAGAGAGCUCUGGGGCAAUUAUUUACACUGUGGAGUUAAAACGUUAUGGUGGUCCAUUAGGAAUUACUAUAUCCGGCACUGAAGAGCCUUUUGAUCCAAUCGUCAUCUCAAGUCUAACAAAAGGCGGUUUGGCUGAAAGGACUGGUGCCAUCCAUAUUGGAGACAGAAUCUUGGCUAUAAACAGCAGCAGCCUGAAGGGUAAACCGUUAAGUGAGGCCAUUCAUCUCUUACAGAUGGCAGGAGAGACUGUCACACUAAAGAUUAAAAAACAACUCGAUAUGUCCAGCCCUAAAAAGUCAUCUGUCUCUGGCCAGCUGAGUGAAUUGAGCGAUGCAGAAGAUGAGAUUCCCACCGUACAAAAGCCAGUCAAGUUUUGUGAGGUGUACUCUACUACUAUUCCCAGUGUGGAUAGCGCAGUGGAAUCCUGGGAUGGGUCAGGCAUAGACACAGGCUAUGGAAGUCAAGGUCCUUCUGGAUAUCAAGCCUCUGGCUACAGCCUUCACGCACAUGAAUGGAGAAGUGCCAAACUAAGUUUUUCACCUGCCAGCAGGCAUAAUAAUAACCCAUAUCAUGAAGUAGCAUUGAGUGACGAUGAAUGGGAUAGACCCACCACUAGUGGUUAUGUAGGUGGUCAUGAUGGAUUAGAAGCAGAUCAGGAAGAAAGUUUCUGGUCCCAGGCGCUAGAAGAUUUGGAAACCUGUGGUCAGUCAGGAAUUCUGAGAGAAUUGGAGGCAACAAUCAUGUCUGGGAGUGCAAUGAGUCUAAAUCAUGAAAACAGCCUGGGUCAGAGGCCGCUAGGAAGACAGUCAAGCUUCCAAGAGAGAAAUCCUGUCAGAGCACAUUACACCCAGACUUCCCGCAGCAACACUUUACCAUCAGAUGGUGGGAGAUCAAAGUUGUUUGCUAUUAGAAAAAUAAAGCAAGAAAUGAAAGAAAUCAUGUCACCAACACCAGUGGAGUUGCACAAGGUAACACUAUACAAAGAUUCAGAUAUUGAAGAUUUUGGAUUCAGUGUUUCGGAUGGCCUAUUGGAGAAAGGUGUGUAUGUCAACAACAUUCGCCCAAAUGGACCAGCUGCCCUUGGUGGUGUCAAGCCCUAUGACAGGUUGUUACAGGUGAAUCACAUCCGUACCAGAGACUUUGACUGCUGCCUGGUGGUGCCUCUAAUUGCAGAUUCUGGCAAUAAACUUGAACUGGUCAUCAGCAGAAACCCUCUGGCCUUUCAGGAGGUGCUCUCUGUAGAUCCAACAUCACAAGCAGGAGAAUGGAGUGAGCAAGACGACGCUCAUGUUUUUAGGCAACAGAAAGGAAGACUUGGUAGUACAGACAUACAGGAAAACACAAACACAUUGUAGUGCAAGGUAUUCAGUCCAAUAGACUGAAGUAUUGUGGAUUUUCAAUGGUGCUAAUUCACUUUAAUAUUCAUUUGUGGAACACUCACCUUUUCAGUCAUUCAUUCACGUGUCUCACAGGUUCCAAGCACACACAUUUCAUAAAUCAGCAAAAACCAAUCUUUUUGAUAAGACCCCCUCCCCUCACCACAAAUGACAAAACUGUGAAACAUAACUAAGCCAGUCUAUGCAGGGCACAGCCAUGAAACAAAACCUGUGCAUUACUAUG
Molecule: messenger RNA, 3831 nt
Organism: Carcharodon carcharias (great white shark)
Lineage: Eukaryota; Metazoa; Chordata; Chondrichthyes; Lamniformes; Lamnidae
Gene: grip1
Product: glutamate receptor interacting protein 1
Exons: 24
Coding region: 231-3566 (1111 amino acids)
Biological process (GO): neurotransmitter receptor transport, endosome to postsynaptic membrane
Molecular function (GO): nuclear glucocorticoid receptor binding
Source: RefSeq, a predicted model, not a curated record